This is a messenger RNA of Triticum dicoccoides, 2340 nucleotides long. Its product is annotated as cytochrome P450 709B2-like. Gene Ontology annotation, molecular function: iron ion binding; heme binding; oxidoreductase activity, acting on paired donors, with incorporation or reduction of molecular oxygen. The transcript has 5 exons. Bases 104 to 1678 code for a protein of 524 amino acids. Lineage: Eukaryota; Viridiplantae; Streptophyta; Magnoliopsida; Poales; Poaceae. The record is from RefSeq and is a predicted model, not a curated record.
UGAUAAAGGCAUGGCACCGAUGCUGCCAACCGCAUGCUGGCCGCACGGCUGGGUUUCAGUGAGAUAGAACCUUUGAUCACACGCCUUACCAGUCUCUUGUGGCAUGGCGGCCCUGCAGCUUGCCGCCCUCCUUGCCCUGCUGCUCGCACUGUGGCGUCUCGUGUGGCGGCCGCGCGCCGUGGCGCGGUCGUUCGCGAGGCAGGGGAUCCGAGGGCUGCCCUACACGUUCCUGGCCGGGUCCUUGCCGGAGGCGAAGCGGCUGCUGAUCGCUGGCCGGAGAGGCGUGCCGCCCCUCGACGCCGGGUGCCACGACAUCAUGCCCAUCCUGCUGCCGCAGUUCCACAGAUGGGUCGCCGAUUAUGGCAAAACGUUCCUGUUCUGGAUCGGGCCGAUUCCCGCCAUCUUCUCUAUCGACCUGCAGCUGAUAAAGCAAGUGCUCACAGACAGGACGGGCCUGUAUCAGAAGGACUUCAUGAUCCCCGUGCUCAAAUCCCUCUUCGGCAACGGCGUCAUAUUGAUAAAUGGUGACGAUUGGAAGCGGCACCGGAAAGUAGUCCUUCCUGCUUUCAACUAUGAGAAGAUCAAGAGCAUGUCAGCGGUGACGGCAGAGGUCACAAGGCAGAUGAUACAGCAAUGGGGCGAGCAGAUACACCAAAGCAACAGCGACAAGAAAGCAGCUGAGAUAGACAUGAUCCACGCCUUCAACGACCUGACUGCCAAGAUCAACGGCCGCGUCGCCUUCGGCACUACCCACCGGGAUGUCGAGGAGGUCAUCGUCUUGAUGCGGGAGAUGCAAAAGAUCGCCACUGCGGCCAUGCUCGAUGCUCCAAUACUCUGGUAUCUGCCGACUCGGCGUAACUUGCACGUUCGACGCCUGAACAAACAGCUGAGAAGCAAGAUCAUGUCGAUCAUGCAGGCACGGCUGGCCGCAGAUGGAGCCAAAUAUGGUCGAGGAGACACCGGCAGCUGUGGGGACGACCUGCUCGGGCUGUUGUUAGAGGCGUGGACACCGCACCGGCAAGUGAGGGGCGGCGAUACGCUGACAACUGACGAGGUGAUUGAUGAGUGCAAAACCUUCUUCGCCGCAGGGCAGGAAACCACGGCCACCCUCCUCGUCUGGGCCAUGUUCCUGCUUGCCGUGCACCCCCAGUGGCAGGACAAGGUCAGGGAAGAGGUCCUCCGGGAGUUCCCCGGCGGGGACAGCGACGAUGUGGUACCCAACGCGGAUGUUCUCGCCAAACUGAAGCUGCUACACAUGGCAUUGCUCGAGACAUCGCGUCUCUACCCUCCAGUUGUGUACAUACAGCGGAAAGCUGCCUCCGACACCGUCCUCGGAGGCAUCAAAGUACCCCAGGGAACAAUCAUAUCAAUCCCCAUUGGCAUGCUACACCGAGACAAGGAAGUUUGGGGCCCCGACGCCAACGAGUUCAACCCCAUGAGGUUCGAGCAGGGCGUCACAAAGGCUGCCAAAGACUCCAAGGCGCUCUUGACUUUCUCUCUAGGCCCGAGAGUGUGUACUGGUCAGAACUUUGGCAUCGUGCAAGUGCAGGUUGUCAUGGCAAUGAUCCUCAGCAAGUUCUCCAUAUCCCUCUCCCCGGCAUAUGUUCACAAGCCAAAGUAUCUUCUGUCUUUGACACCCAGGCUUGGGAUGCCUCUCAUUUUGAGGAAUCUACUAUAGAUGGGUGAGAAAGUUUGCUAAUUAAACUCAUUGCAACGCAUGAGAGUAAAUUCAUUAUAAUUUCAGUGUCUUGCUUAUGGUACGACAUUCUACAUAAUCGAUUUGGAGAUGCAACCAAUUAUGCAUGCAGAGAUCAUAUCAACUUGGAGUAAUAGACGAAUCUUCUUGGAUACAAAUACAAGCAAGAUGCUCAAGGUACAUGUAGUUGUGAUGUUAAGAUGGAAGACGAUGUCGUUGGUGGUACCGUGGCCGUCCCUGCUUGACCAGCGUAACCUCGAGACUGCAUCCAUCCAAAAUCAUUUUGCCAAAAGCAUCUAUGGCAUCUUGUGGAUGAGCAUACACCGUCGACAUGGUUACAAAACCGACACCCUGGGAGCACUUGGUAUCUUUGCGGUAGAGUACCUCGGCGCUAGUCACUUCGCCGUGCUUGCCGAAAAAAAGUUCCAGCUGGGAGCCAUUCACCGUGAGAGGCAAAUUACACACCAUCACCCUGAAACAAGGCUCGUAAUGUUUCGAGAUGUGAAUAAUGCUUGGUAGGCUAGUUACUGGAGCUGUCUUCUGCUGCUUGUGCUUCACUUCUAGAGCCUUGCACCUCUUAGUGAUUUCCUGACCAAACAAAAUCGAAGAUAAAUUUUUAGCACCUUUUCAGUUAAUGGUGCUUA